AUGGAGGUGGAGGAGGAGGAAAGACGCUCUCCACACGAUCAUGGGGAUCCGUGUGUUCCCGAGAGCUUCUUUGAUCGCGUAACGCAAGGGUUACGCAACGAUCUCGAACAUGAGCGGGACAGGCGUCUCCAAAUGGCGGACACUGUCUCGAAGCAUCGAGCUGAGUUUGCCUUUGCUCAGCUUGAGAACGAGAGAUCUCUGACAUCUCUUCGUGACGAGCUAAGGGUAGCUCGUGGGAUUGUUGAUCGGUCUCGGGAUGAGAUAGCUGCUCUUCAGACCCUUGUCGAUGCCCACCAUCGGGAGCACAAGGCUCUCUGCGAGAUGCUUGAGCGCAAGGGCGUUCUUCAUCGGAAGAAGCAGCGUACUGAUGGUACGGCUUAA
Molecule: messenger RNA, 381 nt
Organism: Peronospora matthiolae
Lineage: Eukaryota; Oomycota; Peronosporomycetes; Peronosporales; Peronosporaceae
Source: the annotation of a GenBank genome assembly